Molecule: messenger RNA, 1902 nt
Organism: Oryza brachyantha (malo sina)
Lineage: Eukaryota; Viridiplantae; Streptophyta; Magnoliopsida; Poales; Poaceae
Product: glutathione gamma-glutamylcysteinyltransferase 1-like
Exons: 6
Coding region: 46-1563 (505 amino acids)
Biological process (GO): detoxification of copper ion; cellular detoxification of cadmium ion; phytochelatin biosynthetic process
Molecular function (GO): metal ion binding; glutathione gamma-glutamylcysteinyltransferase activity
Source: RefSeq, a predicted model, not a curated record
CUGUCAUUUUUGCCUUUCUGUGCAUAGGAUAGGAAGACCGGCGCGAUGGCGAUGGCGAUGGCAUCCCUGUACCGGCGUGUCCUUCCUUCGCCGCCGGCCGUGGAGUUCGCCUCGGAGGAGGGCAAGCGGCUGUUCGCGGAGGCCCUCCAGAGCGGGACCUUGCAAGGCUUCUUCAACCUCAUCUCCUACUUCCAGACACAGUCCGAGCCGGCCUUCUGCGGCCUCGCCUCCCUCUCCGUCGUCCUCAACGCCCUCGCCAUCGACCCUGGCCGCCAGUGGAAGGGCCCCUGGAGAUGGUUCGAUGAGUCCAUGCUCGACUGCUGCGAGCCACUCGACAAGGUCAAGGAGCAGGGCAUCACCUUCGGCAAGCUCGCUUGCCUUGCCCACUGCGCGGGCGCCAAGGUCCGCUCCUUCCGCGCCGACCAGGCCACCAUCCACGACUUCCGCGACCAUCUCGUCCGCUCCGCCUCCUCCCAGGACUGCCAUCUCAUCGCCUCCUACCACAGGAAGCCUUUCCAGCAGACUGGAACCGGCCAUUUCUCCCCAAUCGGCGGCUACCAUGCUGGCCAAGACAUGGCGCUUAUCCUGGAUGUCGCUCGCUUCAAAUACCCUCCUCACUGGGUUCCACUCCCUCUUCUUUGGGAAGCCAUGAAUACAACUGAUGAGGCAACUGGACUACUCAGGGGGUUCAUGCUUAUCUCAAGGCACACUUCAGCUCCUUCAUUGCUCUACACAGUGAGUUGCAGAGAUGAAAGCUGGAAAAGCAUGGCAAAGUAUUGCAUGGAAGAUGUACCCGACCUUCUUAAGGAUGAGAAUGCAAAUAAUGUUCCAGCACUUCUGUCCCGCUUAGUGAAAUCUCUUCCUGCCAAUGCUGGAAAUUUAAUCAAAUGGGUUAUUGAAGUUAGGAGAAAAGAGGAAGGAGGAUCAGGAUUAAGCAAAGAGGAGAAAGAAAGGCUUGUUUUGAAGGAGAUGAUACUACAGCAAGUCCGUGAUACUGAGCUUUUUAGAUUACUCCGUGAACUGCAAUACACUAAGCAGCCAUGUUGUAGUUGCUCAUAUUCAAGUGACGACGACUCCUUUACCCAUAUUGCAGCCACUGUGUGCUGUCAAGGGGCUGCAUUGCUAACAGGGAAUUUUUCAUCAAAAGAUGGGUUCUGCUGCAGAGAAACUUGCUUCAAAUGUAUACAAGUGGAUGAUGAUGGGCUUAAGACUGUCGUUACAGGCACAGCGGUUUCAGGAGUCAAUGAACAAAGCAUCGAUAUGCUUUUACCGAUGUCUCCAUUGGAAACAAGCGUGUUCAAUUCAAAAUCAAGCAAUGAAGUUGUCAAAUAUCCAUCUAGAACAGACAUUUUAACUGUUCUAUUGCUGGCUUUACAUCCUAGCACAUGGAUGGGCAUUGAAGACGAGAAAUUGAAAGCCGAAUUCCAGAGUCUUGUUUCAACAGACAAUCUUCCUGACGAUCUUAAACGAGAGAUAUUGCAUCUAAGACGGCAACUCCAUUAUGUGAAGGAUUGUAAAGAGGAGACAUAUGGAGAUCCUGUGCCACAAUCCCAUUAUCAAUGAUGCUAACGUGGCAAAUCACUCAGUUGUUUACCCUGGAGAUGCAAAAAGGAUGAGACGAGGAGCAUUUUAUAUCUUUGUUUACCUAUUGGACCGGCAAUUUUGAGAAAAAUGCUGAGACGGUGUUCACCUGUGGCCGUUUAUCUUGUGAACGACAAUGUUCCUACUUUUCGAUGGUAAAAACACUUUUGUGAUGGCUUACCUUGUACACCACACCCCUUCUGAAUAAAUAUAUUCUGUGUAAUAAUUUAUUUCAUAAACUUGGUAAAGCCCAACAAAUGUAGCAGGCCUACAUGCGUACCCAUAAACUCUUGCCUAUGAAUGAUAUUAUAAUUAAUAAAG